Puccinia triticina is the source of this 585-nucleotide messenger RNA. RefSeq lists its product as uncharacterized. The transcript has 4 exons. Gene Ontology annotation, biological process: mitochondrial respiratory chain complex I assembly. The record is from RefSeq and is a predicted model, not a curated record. Bases 1 to 585 code for a protein of 194 amino acids. Gene Ontology annotation, cellular component: mitochondrial inner membrane. Lineage: Eukaryota; Fungi; Basidiomycota; Pucciniomycetes; Pucciniales; Pucciniaceae.
AUGCAGGGAGUCCGACGACUGAGCAAGACCCUCCGACAGGUCCGCCAAUCAUCAAGUUCUUCCCAGUUCACGAACAUUAUCCAGCGGGGCGAAGGCGAGCAUGCAGGGCAGGCUGAGGAUGACGAGAUGCUGUCAGUGCGCUCGGUCCACGAGCGGGCCUUUACGCUGUCGAACGACACCGUCGUCCCGGCGAAUCUCUUCCUGUUCAACGCCCGCGGCAUGCUCUGGAACCCUGCCCGGGACAUCUAUCCUCACCAUCCUGGCCACGCCGACCCAGCCAAGAUCGUCAGCCAGUUCAAACUCUUCGAGCUCAUCCAUCCUCGUCCGGAAAUGGUCAUCCUUGGCGCCGGCAAAAGUAUAUUGACCAUCGAGCCAGAAAAGAUCGCGGCCGUCAAGACCUACUUGAACUCGAUCGGCAUUCAACUCGACGUCCUCGACACACGGAACGGAUGCUCGAACUAUAAUCUUUUGGUCGAGGAGGGGCGCUCGGUGGCCGGCCUCUUCUUGACACUCGAGCCCGUCGACUCAAUCAGCUCCCAGCUGCUUUCCUCUGUCGAUCCCCGAAACCCAGCCCAGUCCGCCUAA